AUGUUGACAAAUAAAAGAAAGCUUCCAGAGUUUGAAAUUGUGGUAUUAACUGAGGAAAGUAGUGUAAGAGUCCAGAGCAAAUUGCCUCCCAAAUUAAAGGAUCCAGGGGGUUUUACUUUACCAAUUUCAAUUGGAAAUUCCUGUUCAAUUAAUGCAUUUUGUGACACAGCUGAUAGAACAAUCGCAAGGUCAUGUGGCAAAGUUGAGGAUGUACUCGUAAAAGCAGGAAAUUUCAUAUUUUCUGUGGACUUCAUAGUGUUGGACAUACCAGAAGAUCGAGACAUUCAAGUUAUAGUGGGUCAGUCAUUCUUAGUAACGGGAUGA
Molecule: messenger RNA, 324 nt
Organism: Olea europaea var. sylvestris
Lineage: Eukaryota; Viridiplantae; Streptophyta; Magnoliopsida; Lamiales; Oleaceae
Exons: 2
Coding region: 1-324 (107 amino acids)
Source: RefSeq, a predicted model, not a curated record